AUGGUUUUGACUCCUCCUACCACCCAUGGCUUUAAACUCAACUUUGAUGGGGUUGCCAGAGGGGGCCUGGCUACUAGUGGAGGGAUCAUCAGAACCCACAUGAGGGCCCUUGUUGCUGCAUAUGCAGGUAACCUGAAUGGGCACUCCUCUAAUCAGGCUGAAGCAAUGGCCUUAGCCUGGUGGAUUCAUUUUUCCCUCACUAGGGGAAUCAGGUCAAUGGAUAUUGAGGGUAAUUCCAAGCUCAUCACAGAUGUUGUCAAAGGGUGGAAUAGGCUUAACUUGACCAUUGAGGGAACCAUCAGGGACACCCUAAGGCUCAUUUCUGGGCUCAACUCAUUCAGACUCAUGCAUGUAUUCAAAGAGGGUAACAGAGUGGUUGAUGCUUUGGCUGCCCUUGGUCUAAAUAUUUCUGGGUUAAGAUGUUGGAGGAGCCAGAAUUCCCUCCCAGACCACAUCAACUACCUUCUUUACGGAGAUAAAUCUGAAAUAUCUAUCAAUGAUUGA
Cryptomeria japonica (Japanese cedar) is the source of this 504-nucleotide messenger RNA. RefSeq lists its product as uncharacterized. The coding region runs from base 1 to 504 and encodes 167 amino acids. The transcript has a single exon. The record is from RefSeq and is a predicted model, not a curated record. Lineage: Eukaryota; Viridiplantae; Streptophyta; Pinopsida; Cupressales; Cupressaceae. Gene Ontology annotation, molecular function: RNA-DNA hybrid ribonuclease activity; nucleic acid binding.